This is a messenger RNA of Lynx canadensis (Canada lynx), 6437 nucleotides long. RefSeq names its product enhancer of zeste 1 polycomb repressive complex 2 subunit (gene EZH1). The coding region runs from base 1860 to 4112 and encodes 750 amino acids. NCBI's taxonomy places the organism in Eukaryota, Metazoa, Chordata, Mammalia, Carnivora, Felidae. The transcript has 21 exons. Gene Ontology annotation, molecular function: protein binding; histone H3K27 methyltransferase activity. The record is from RefSeq and is a predicted model, not a curated record. Gene Ontology annotation, biological process: chromatin remodeling.
CGGCCGUCGGCCGCUUAACCGACUGAGCCACCCAGGCGCCCCUAAAGAUGGCCUUUAAAAUCCUAAUUGAAGGAUCUAUCAGGUUGUGUACUUAGCCACAGAGUUGAUUUUAAUGGAGUGUUGAUGAAAUUGGUGAUCACGGGAUGAUUCAGUUGUGUGUAUUUAGAGCUCUUCUCGGAGGUGGGUUCACCCCUAUUGUUUGUGUUUCAAUUCCACCCUGAACUAGAAAGGAAAGAAUGAGAUGGAAAAUCAAAAAAAUCUAUAGUGCCACCUGCCUCUGAAGCCUUACUUAGCCUGCCGUUUAAUAAAAUUGUUUGUCGUAAAAGAAAGUAGUAAAGACAUUGAACUUGCUCCAAGGAGAAGCUGUUUCUGCAAAGAGACCCUUUAUGUGGAUGAAAGAACUUCAUAGUUUGGAACUUUUAUGUUCUGAUCUCAAUCUCUCUAAAUUUAAGAACAUUUCAAUGAAGUUUUCCCAUUUCCAGCUAGUGACAGACUGCAUUCUGGUUUUAGCCUUUGAAGGAAAUUGAGAUCCAAUUUAAUGGGGAAAGAUUUCCAAGUUUUAUAGUUUUCUUUUUGUGGAGAUUUGAUAUGUAAAUAAGGUAGUUUUUAUUUCCAAUUAUCAAUCUUUUUAAAAAAUAAACUUAAUUUUUAGGACAGUUUUAAAUUUACAGAAAAAAUAUAUACAGUACAAGGAGUUUCCAUCAAUUCCAUAUCCAGUUUCCCUUAUUAACAUCAUAUUAGCAUAUGUGUAACAUUUUUUUUUACAGUUAAUGAAUCAGCAUUGAUCAUCCCACCGUAGUUAUUCAUUGAGAAGUCACUCAAAGUUUUUUUAAAAGGUAGGAUUGCCUGCUGAUUUUAAUAGUAGAAGUCUAGAAAAUUACUGGAUUGAUAUAUCAUCAAGACUUAGUUUUUUCUUUAAUCAGCUUUACUGAGGUAGAAAUUUACAUAUGGUAAAUUCACAUUUUAUGUAUACAGUUCAGGGAGUUUUCAUAAAAGUGCAUUGUCAUAUAACCAACACCACAGCCAUGGUAUGAAUAUUUUCAUCAUCCCAAAAAAGUUCUUUUAUGCUUCUUUCCAUUUAUUUUAUUUUUAUUUUUUAAAGAUGGUUUAUUUUUAAGUAAUCUGUACACCCAGUGUAGGUCUUGAGAUUACAACCCCUGAGAUCCAGGGGCACGUGCUCUACCAAUUGAGCCAGCCACGCGCCCCAUGCUUUUUCCAUUUAAUCCCUUUCUCCAACCUCAGCACCUGGCAACCGCUGAUCUGCUUUCUGUCACUGUAGAUUUGCCAUUCGUAGAAUCAUUCUAGUAGAACGAUUCAUAUAGUACAUGGGUUUUUGUGCCUGGUUUCUUUCACUUAGCGUAAUGCUUUUGAGAUAUAUUGUGCAUGUAGGAAUGAGGAACUCCUCCUCUUUUAUUGCUGAGUAGUAUUCCAUCCUAUGGACAAACUGUCAUUUGUGUCCAUUUGGCACUCCAUAGAUAUUUGUGUUGUUUCUACCUAUUGGCUAUUAUGAAUAAAGGUGCUGUGAACAUUUGUGUAGAGGUCUUUGUGCAGACAUAUGUUUCCAUUUCUCUUGGAUAAAUGAUAAAAACUGUAUGCUAGGUUGUGUGGUAAGUGUAUGUUUAACUUUAAUAAUGAACCCCCAAAACUAGCAAACUGUUUUCCUAAGUGGCUCUACAUUUUGCACUCCCAACCAGCAGCAUGUAAGGAUUCCCGCUACUCCACAUCCUCACCAAUUGGUAUUACCAGUUUUUUGAUUUUAGACAUCCUAACAGCUGAACAUUCGUUUUGCCUUAGUGUCUUGCCAUCCCUCUGAAGAACAGAAGGCACGUUAUAAAACCAGACAGUUCCCCUUGCAUUCUAUGAGCAAAAUGGAUAUCUCAAACCCCCCAACUUCCAAAUGUAUCACUUACUGGAAAAGAAAAGUUAAAUCUGAAUACAUGCGACUCCGACAACUGAAGCGGCUUCAGGCAAAUAUGGGCGCGAAGGCUCUAUAUGUAGCAAAUUUUGCAAAGGUUCAAGAAAAAACCCAGAUCCUCAAUGAAGAAUGGAAGAAGCUUCGUGUCCAACCUGUGCAGUUGAUGAAGCCUGUGAGUGGGCAUCCUUUUCUCAAAAAGUGUACCAUAGAGAGCAUUUUCCCAGGAUUUGCAAGCCAACAUAUGUUAAUGAGGUCUCUGAACACAGUUGCCUUGGUUCCCAUCAUGUAUUCCUGGUCCCCUCUCCAGCAGAACUUUAUGGUAGAAGAUGAGACAGUUUUGUGCAAUAUUCCCUACAUGGGAGAUGAGGUGAAAGAAGAAGAUGAGACUUUCAUUGAGGAGCUCAUCAAUAACUAUGAUGGGAAAGUCCACGGUGAAGAAGAGAUGAUCCCUGGAUCUGUUCUGAUUAGUGAUGCUGUUUUCCUGGAGUUGGUAGAUGCUCUGAAUCAAUACUCAGAUGAAGAGGAGGAAGGGCACAAUGACACCUCAGAUGGGAAGCAAGAUGACAGCAAAGAAGAUCUGCCAGUGACAAGAAAGAGAAAACGACACGCUCUUGAAGGCAACAAAAAGAGUUCCAAGAAACAGUUCCCAAACGACAUGAUCUUCAGUGCAAUUGCCUCGAUGUUCCCUGAGAACGGUGUCCCGGAUGACAUGAAGGAGAGGUACCGGGAGCUGACGGAGAUGUCAGACCCCAAUGCGCUUCCCCCUCAGUGCACACCCAACAUCGACGGCCCCAACGCCAAGUCCGUGCAGCGGGAGCAGUCUCUGCAUUCCUUCCACACACUUUUUUGCCGACGCUGCUUCAAAUACGAUUGCUUCCUUCACCCUUUUCACGCCACCCCUAAUGUAUAUAAACGCAAGAACAAAGAGAUCAAGAUUGAACCAGAACCAUGUGGCACAGACUGCUUCCUUUUGCUGGAAGGAGCGAAGGAGUACGCCAUGCUCCACAACCCUCGCUCUAAGUGCUCCGGGCGUCGCCGACGAAGGCACCACAUGGUCAGUGCUUCCUGCUCCAACACUUCAGCCUCUGCUGUGGCUGAGACUAAAGAAGGGGACAGUGACAGGGAUACAGGCAAUGACUGGGCCUCCAGUUCUUCAGAGGCCAACUCUCGCUGCCAGACCCCCACAAAGCAGAAGGCUAGUCCGGCCCCCCCUCAGCUCUGUGUAGUGGAAGCACCCUCGGAGCCUGUGGAAUGGACUGGGGCUGAGGAAUCUCUCUUUCGAGUGUUUCAUGGCACCUACUUCAACAACUUCUGUUCCAUAGCCAGACUUCUGGGAACUAAGACGUGCAAGCAGGUCUUUCAGUUUGCAGUCAAAGAAUCACUUAUCCUGAAGCUGCCAACAGAUGAGCUCAUGAACCCGUCGCAGAAGAAGAAAAGAAAGCACAGGUUGUGGGCUGCACACUGCAGGAAAAUUCAGCUGAAGAAAGAUAACUCUUCCACUCAAGUGUAUAACUACCAGCCCUGCGACCAUCCAGACCGCCCCUGUGACAGCACCUGCCCCUGCAUCAUGACGCAGAAUUUCUGUGAGAAGUUCUGCCAGUGCAACCCGGACUGUCAGAAUCGUUUCCCUGGCUGUCGCUGUAAGACCCAGUGUAAUACCAAGCAGUGUCCCUGCUACCUGGCAGUGCGAGAGUGCGACCCCGACCUGUGCCUCACCUGCGGGGCCUCGGAGCACUGGGACUGCAAGGUGGUUUCCUGCAAAAACUGCAGCAUCCAGCGAGGCCUCAAGAAGCACCUGCUGCUGGCCCCCUCAGAUGUGGCCGGAUGGGGCACCUUCAUUAAGGAGUCUGUGCAAAAGAACGAAUUCAUUUCUGAAUACUGUGGUGAGCUUAUCUCUCAAGACGAGGCUGAUCGACGGGGGAAGGUCUAUGACAAAUACAUGUCCAGCUUCCUCUUCAACCUCAACAAUGAUUUUGUAGUAGAUGCUACCCGGAAAGGAAACAAAAUUCGAUUUGCAAACCAUUCGGUGAACCCCAACUGUUAUGCCAAAGUGGUCAUGGUGAACGGGGAUCAUCGCAUUGGAAUCUUUGCUAAAAGGGCAAUUCAAGCUGGUGAAGAGCUCUUCUUUGAUUACAGGUACAGCCAAGCUGAUGCCCUCAAGUACGUGGGGAUCGAGCGGGAGACUGAUGUCCUUUAGCCCUCCUGGGCCCCACGCCAGCGCUUAUGGUAGCAGCAUUGUCUUUGCUCUCAUGCACACAGCACCGCUGCUCGACUUUCCUGCACUACGUGUCUCCCACACCGAGAAACCCCCCACCCGCUCCCUGCGCAGCGAGGCCUCCGCUGUGUCCAGUGGGGACAGACUGUCUCAGUGAGAGAGGAGACAGAGGCAGCUAGGGCUGGGCUCCCCAGGAGAGAGCUGUAGAAGCUGGAGACCGCGUCUCAGGCCUUGGAGGAAGAGAGCACAGGCUGGGGGUGGGUGGCUCAGCGUGGUUUCUUGUCCGUUCCGUAGGUCUUGGGCCUCAGCAGUCAACCUGGGCAGUUCCUAACAAGCAUUGGCCUGUAAUUCUAACUUUCCAAGUCAAGGGUCCUUGUGUAAUUGGGUCGCCAGCCUAUGUCUCUGUGGUAGGUCGUAGGACCGGAGAGGAUGGGCUAAGUGAAGUUUGGUACCUGGAGCUUACGAGUGGCCUGGGUUAAAGACAAGCCUGGCGGGUGGCACAGACUGAAUUCAGAGGGGAGACGGGUCACCUUACUACCUCUUCCCUCCUGGCGGGGUUCACAUUGAAGGAGUGUGGGUUCUGACUAUAGAAAUUCAAUGCUGGGAGAAGGAAAGCUAAGUGCCAUUCUUCCACGGACAGAGAGCGAGAGCCAUCCUGAUGACAGCAGUUCAGCUGCUAAGCUUGGGGCCCAACAGGCUUUCAGAAACCUUCUCUGUACUCUGGAGAUGGAUGGAUAAGUUUUCAGAUUCCUGAAAGCAGGUGCCAGUGCCCUGUCAGCUCCUUCCAAAGCUCGGGCUUGGCGACCGCAGGCAGGCAUCGUGCUGCUACUGAAGACGCACAGGAGGUAUGCCGGGCCAGGCCGGGCGUGCGCGCUCUGGUCCUGGGUAUGGAGGCCAUCUUCAGGCCUUGCAUUCCCUUUAGAGGCCAAGCCCAUGGGGCCUCUGUUGCUUAUCUCUUCCGGGUAGAUGGGCGAAAGCCUGGACUAGAGAGGGGGAAGGUUGUCAAGGUGAUUUACUUUCCUGUCUGUAGCACCUGCUGUUGGAGAGGGUGAGUUGACAGCAUGUGUUUGGAGAUGGGUGAGGGGCUCCCAAGUUGCACGUGUUCAGGAUGGCACCACGCUUGCAAGUGCACACUGGCGGAGGGUAUUUGAAGUGUUGAGAAGAAGCAGGCCAACCUCCUGUGCCACUGCAUGGUGCCGUUCUCUCUGGGAUUCUUGAAGAGCAAAGCACUUUAUUUCUUUGAGAAGGUCUGUAGCUGAGGUGGAGUUUGAACUAAAGUCUCUGGGAUCCCUGCCCAAAUCCCAUUCCUAAGGGAAAGGGAAGGAGAGGGGGUUGGAAGAUUCCCCUCCAGUUCUGUCUCAGCUCCUGGUGGAGGCAGGAGGAGCUUCCUUGACACACAGGAAGUGAAUGAGGAUGGGGCCAGCUCUAGGAGCCAGCCCUGUGUCUGUGGCUGGCGUGCUGAGCUGACAGGGAAUAAGGAGCAUUGUGCUGGGUAAAAAGGAUGUGGCAGUGACAGGCUGGCCUAGGGAAUAUCAGCAUAGGGAGCAGGCUUGUCUUUUCUCUAGGGAAUCCAGGCCUUUCUUCCUCAGUCUGUACUGACCACUGCCUUCCUCCAUCCCUACUGGCUGUCCCACGAAGCAAGGAGUGGGGUUCCCUCUGGCCAAACCGUCGUCUGGGGAUUUGGGUGGGACGUGCACACACACACACUCACAUCUCCACGCGCCACACUUGUGAGCACUCAUGCACUCAGCACUGAGCACACACCCAGCCAGCUCCUGACGGAAGCCUCUUCCCACCUGACCGGCCAGCCCCGCCACCAUUCCGAAAUCUGCAUCUGCUGUGGUUUGUAUCCGUUGUGUACCGGGGAUGCCCUCUAGCCCGACUGGGCUCUGAAGUACUCGUAAAUUAUAGGGGAAAAUCAGAGACAAAUGAAGAAGCAGGAGUUAGGUCUGUCUGAAAAUGGGGCUGGCUGUGAGGAAAUCAUGGGGAAAAAAUUAUAUCCAGCCACUGAGAGGCUAGAUUGACCCCACUCUUCCCUCAGCAUGCGGAACCCUGUCCUUCCCAGUUUCAGACCACUGAUACUCCUGUUCUGCCAGCAUUCCUAUUUUCCCUGCUGUCCCCCACGUUUAAUGACGGGUCUCAACCCCUCCCCCCAGACAUGGUUGAUGGAUGGAGCAAGGUGGUGGGGACUUGGGGUGGGGGAGGCUGGUAUAUGUGCGGCUUUAUCGCCAGUGAAUUUCACGCACUUUAAAGUCCUGUGGCUUGUGACCUCUUAUCUGAAUAAAGUGAUAGAGUCCAUUUUGGCAA